Orbicella faveolata is the source of this 1778-nucleotide messenger RNA. RefSeq names its product glutamate receptor ionotropic, kainate 2-like. Gene Ontology annotation, cellular component: membrane. Gene Ontology annotation, biological process: monoatomic ion transport. NCBI's taxonomy places the organism in Eukaryota, Metazoa, Cnidaria, Anthozoa, Scleractinia, Merulinidae. Gene Ontology annotation, molecular function: ligand-gated monoatomic ion channel activity; signaling receptor activity. The record is from RefSeq and is a predicted model, not a curated record.
CAGAAUAUUCAAGAAGAACAUCGGAAAUGUUUUCACCAAAACUUUUGUUCAUAUGAUAAACUGUAUUUGCGUUGUAGUUCAGUACCGACCACAACGGUAAAUAAUGUUUUCAUUUUACUGUGCCCAGCUAAAUUAAGGAAAUAUAUUUUUUACACCGGUUUUUGCUUAGUUAAACUUAUCUUCUUUCAAGGUUUAGGUUUUGAACGCAAUCGUUUAUUCCCUAGAAAAUUUGGUGAGGCUCACUAUGGCUUCGCCUUACCGACAAAUUCGCCUUACACUGCCCCUCUAAGUAUUGAGAUGUUGGAACUCCGGAACAAAGGAGAAAUUUCAAGGAUAAUUGACAAGUGGAUGAUUGACAGAACACCUUGCAAGGCACUUGAUGAAGAUGAUGCUACGGAAAUCACUGAUACCAGUAGCAUGGGUGUGUUCAAUAUGCUGGGCGUCUUCAUCUUUAUGCUUGCUGGAAUCAUUGUCGGUGGAUUGAUUCUGAUUAUCGAGUGGAUCAUAGCGGCAUUUAAGGACAUUGACAAGUGGAAUCCCGAGGCGCCGCACACGUUUUACUCUGCCCUGAAGAGAAGACUAUCGAUCAGCUGCGACAACUCGAAGCGUGUAGUGUUCAUCAAGCCAUCAGAUUCUAGCAGAAAACCGUCAAGCUCCUCUAGCAAAUCAAAACUUGAAUACAAGCUUCCAUUGAGAGGAAGACAUGGAAGUACUGAGUUAUAACAGGAGCCCGCGAAGUCAAGUCCAAAACGAAUACGGCGAGAGAAGGAGUUGAGCUAACCUAUAACAUCAAUGAGAUUUAUCAUCUGUGGAAAUGCCGAUUUUAGCCUUUAGAGAGUUCAGGCUUUCCUAUACCUGUUCGAUGCUGUAUAAAGGCUUUAGAACCGAUUAAUGAAUGGACUUGCCGUAAACAAUGAAAAUUACUUCCGGCAAGCGGUUUCGUGUUUAUAACUCAGGCCGGUGCGACUCGUAUUAACGGAGGCCUUUUGGCGCGAGAAGCGAUAGAUGUGAACGCUAAGUAAUCGCAUUGUAUCAUUAUUUGAGUACUCUUCUGGUGCGUUGUCUGCAUUUGCCCCGUUGCCAGCGUUAAGAGAGCAGGGGUCUGUCAGAAUUGCAUUCCUCUUGGUAUUUGCUUUUGUCAUUGAGUUCCGAGAUCAGAUAGAAGGUUUUUCAAUAAACUGCGCUACACGAUUGGCUGAAAAAGCUCGCGCCACUUUUUCAUCCAAUCAGAAGUCAAACCAAAACCAAUCAGGACUCACUGGCAUACGUUUUCUCGCGCUUCGGCGUCAGUGACAUGAAAUUAUUUCCAGUUUUGAUUGGUUCACUGUAUAUUGUCCAUGUCCUUUGUGAUUGGCUAGAGAGAUAACUUUAGUUUUGAUUUUUCGCGACACUCAAUUGAUAACUGUGGUAGUCUUAUUAACAUGGCGUAAAUUAAUAAUAAAAACAAGCUUGGAGACUCAAAAAGUGAUUGUUGAACCAGCGCAAACAAAUGGUCGUAUUAACUGAAUUUUACAGGCUAACUACCGUAAUCUAAUUUGAUAUAAUACACAGUUCUGAACAUGGCGUGGUUUGCCAUAGGCUUGAUUUCCAGCCGUUUUGGGAGUCUGGUUGUUUAUCCUCCUCCCAACGAACACGGGCUCACAAAACGGCUGGAAAUCGAGCCUAGGUUUGCCAUCAUGAACUAAUUAAGGCCAAAAUGUAGAUUUUUGUUCGUGGGAUUUAAACCUGGUUGGCUUAAUGAAAUCACACGGUAGAUAGUCAGUUGGUUUAAGGUAAUU